AUGCCCAUUGGGGACUCGCUCCAGGAGCAGCCUGGGGUCCUUGGGGGGCCUCAGGUUCGUGUCCUGCACCAGGCAGAAGAGCAGCAGAUGGCUGCUGCAAUCCAGCUGUGCCUGGGCCAGCGCCGGGCAGAGGAGCUGAGCCACGCACGGAUGCAGGAACAGGACGCCGGUGGGGCGUCCUCAGGGCCCAGCAGCUCCCGCAGAGCUAGGCCCCUGCGGCUUCGUGCCCCUCCCGGUGGGGCGACGGGCCUGCCUGGAGCCGCGGAGCAAGUCACGGGGGCGGAAGUAACAAGUGCCCACCCGCCUGAGAGCCCUGCGUUCCCACGGCUGCUCCGGCCUACAACGCCAGCCCUGGGCUUUCUGGGCGAGAAGCCGCAGGUGCCGGGCUGCUGGGGAUCCCGGGCCCCACACCCUCCCGCCGCGGCGGCCGCGGGCCCUCCCUCCCCUCCCUCCCCUCCCCCGGCCUGCGGGAGUGUGGCGUGUGGGGCCCUGUGCCCGUGUGAGCACGCACACCCCGGCCUUCCCUUUUGUUCUACCCUGACCUCUAGCUCGCGCUCUGGGGUGCAGGAGCUUCCUGCAGCGGCCGCCCGAGUGCAAGUGCGGACUCCUCUGGAGCUUGGCCACCCCCACCCCUGCAUUUGCGAUUGGCUCCGGGAAGGAGCGGCUGGCGCUGGCCGCCGCUGCAGCAUCUCCAGGGGAGCCGAGACCCUGCACAGCCGCCGCCCGCCCGCCCGCCCGGGACCGCCGCAGCCUCGGCAAACUUACCGGCUCCGGUGGGGGUGUGCCUGCCGGCCAGAUGGCUGUCGGAUUUCUUCCUCACAUCCUCAAGACAGAGGCGCUGAGCACCCUGCCACGAUUCUCGUCUUGGGAGCCGGAAUCCCCAGGGCCUGCUGGUGGAAGGCAGCAGCAGUCCAGAGGCUGAUGUCCCGAAGGGCUCUGGUCCUGUGUCCAUUGUGCUGGAGCGAGGGGCGCCGGGCCCUGGACCCGGCGGUGUGGCUUCUGCCGCGCGUCCUGGCCGCUGGUGCGCUCGGCAGUGGCCGCCUGCGUCCCGUGUCCGUGGCUGCUGGAAGAUGCUGAGUGUCCGUCCCGUGCGGCGGCGCCGUCCGCAGACGUCUUAAAACCCGUGUGACUGUGCGCCCUAAGACGCACACGCGGCAGCGGCUGCGGCCUCGUUCUCUGCGCACCCGGGGAACAGCGAGGCCGAGGGGACCGUGCCCGGGGCUCCCCCGCCACGCCGCCGCCCGCGCCUCGCCAGGCUGGGCUCCCGGGCGUCCCCGCCUUCCGGCCCGGACGGGGCCUGCGCUGCGGGGGGCUGGCCGCGCCGCUGCUGGAGCUU
Perognathus longimembris pacificus (Pacific pocket mouse) is the source of this 1336-nucleotide messenger RNA. RefSeq lists its product as uncharacterized. Bases 1 to 1077 code for a protein of 358 amino acids. Lineage: Eukaryota; Metazoa; Chordata; Mammalia; Rodentia; Heteromyidae. The record is from RefSeq and is a predicted model, not a curated record. The transcript has 7 exons.